AAAACAUUUGCGUAGCUGCAGCUUUUUACAUUUUACUGAUUUUAAGAAUCAGUUUUUCUGUUUUCAGUACGAAAAUGAUCGUUUAUUAACCUUUUUAUCUGCAUUGUGUACAGUUUUUUCGAAAUCGAGAAUAAUAUGUAGAAAAACGAAAACAAUUAGAUUUUUAAAAGAAGAUUUUGUUGUUAGACUGUCAAAAACUGAACGAAACGGACCCUACAUGUGUCUUUUGUUUCUUUUGCCACUUUUCUCAUUUCAGGGACCGUUAAAUCUUUUAAUUUUUGUUUUAUAUUCAUAAUUUAUUUAUAGUUUAUAUCGACGUUACGUUUACCACUUGCCCAUUGACCAGUUUUAUCGAUUUCAUCACCAAUUGAAGUUAUAGGGAUCGUUUCCUUUUAUGAUGCAAGCCGUAACGCACCGAAAAUAAUACAUCUGGAGGAUAAUUCUUGGAGAGGCUGAUCCCAGAAAUUAUCCGCUAGCUCGAUUCCGCAUGUUUAGUACCGGUACUGAAAUCUUUCUCCUCUGUUGGAUGUGCUGGUGAUUGAGCACUGCCACUCCGAACAGUAGUCAUAGGCCGUGGAAUUAAAUGGCCGACAUCUGCCGAGUUAAAGCUAUCUACGAUUUCGAAAAGUCGAACACGGACGAGCUGAGUUUUCGUCGCGGAGAUGUGAUUACUAUUACACAGAAACUGGAAGGUGGUUGGUGGGAAGGAACGCUGAACGGUGAAACCGGAUGGUUUCCGUUAAGUUUCGUCACCGAAUAUCGCCAAGAAACCCCGGUGAAAAAUGGACCUGUACACAACCCGCGUCGAGAAUAUCGCGCCAUGGUACUGCGCAACAUUAUUGAUAGCGAACGAAAGCAUGUUGCGGAUAUGCAAAUGUUCCAACGCUCAGUGCUUUCACCAAUAAAAAAUGCAAACUUGUUGCCGGAAAAUGAUUGUAGCAUACUGUGUGGCAACAUUGAUGAAAUCAUACAGCUCCAUGAGUCUCUUGUCUGUCAGUUUGACGACAUUCUUCGCACACCUUCUGAGCAACAAACGGUUGGCGGGGUUUUCAUGAGUGCAGCAAGUGCCCUGAGAAACGCUCAUAUGAAGUAUUGCUCAAAUCAUCCCAGAGCUGUCCAAAUGCUAAAUCAGUAUAGAGAAAUGCUAAAUACAUUCUGUGAAUCAUUGGUUGGUGGACGUACCGGUGUGGUUAUUUUAACCGCGGAACUUAGUCGUCCGUUUCGGCGUCUGGAUAAAUACCCAAACAUGUUGCAAGAACUUGAGAGGCAUCUCGAAGACUUCCACUUUGACAGAGGCAAUACCCAGCGGGCUGUCAUGGUUUACACAGAAAUCGCGAAUUCCUGUGCGGAAAUCCGUCGGCAAAAAGAAGUAGAGCUGGAUAUUCUGAAGGGAAACAUUCAGGAUUACCAAGGACCAGAACUUAAUUCGCUGGGAGAUGUUCUGCUUAUGUUGCCGGUGGGAGUUCGUGAUGACGUCCAUGGAGUGCGGCAAGAGCGGUUUUUGGUCAUAUUUGAAGACUGUUUACUGAUUUUGGCCGCAUCGCCUCGUAUGAGUUGUUUCAUGUACAUGGCACAUUCACCGCUAUCUGGACUCAAAAUGGUUCCGGUGGACAAGCCAGAGUCACCGUUAACCUUUGAAAUAUGGAGUAAGACUAUGGACAAGAAGACUGUAGACUGCAAAGAUAACGUAGCCUUCAGUCAGUGUUUGGAAGUUUUGUCCAGUCAGAUUGCUAAAAUGUCAGCAAUGCGACCAUCCAUUGGAAAGUCCAAUACACUUCCAAAACCGGCGAAACUUUUGUCAAAUGGGCUGCCACCUAGCCCACCUAAGGGUGUGGGAGCGCGCGAAGUACCAUCGACAGCGUCACACGAACAACAUUUCAAGCCACCCAUUAUUACCAAUCCGAUAUGGACUGGUUCGUGCUUACGCCCGUACCCACCUUUACGAGGGGAAUUGCCAUCCAAGGAAGAGAAACCAGCGAUUGUCUCCCAGAGUCCUAAGCUGGCUAGAAAGUUUUCUACUCGAAAAACAAAAGAUCAGUCUAAGUCUUCUAAAACGGACGAUCAGCUUUCUUCCGAAAAAACUCAGCAAUACGAGAACGAUGCGCUGUUGUUGGGUGUUAUAGAUGCGUAUUGCAUCAGUUCCAAGAGCCGCCAUAAGGUUACUUCGGCAGAAUUGUUGGACUCACCGCAUGUACUAAUCGCUGAAGACGAAAAAAUAUUUAUCGAGGGAUCUGAUGGAAAUUUUCUUGAAGAAAAAUCCUUGGUGGAUACAGUCUACGCCAUGAAGGAUGAAAUGCGAGAUAUGACUGCAGAGAUUGUGAAACUGCGCAAACAAUUAGAUGAAGAGCGGAAGUGCCGAAAGCAGCUGGAAGCUACUUCAAUGCGCAACGGUGUGAAUGGCGAGAGGAUUUCCGAAGUGAUGGCCACCGCGACAUCGGGACAGCGUCGAGCCUUCGCGCAGAAGCUGAACAAAUCGCAGGCGAGCGAAGUCCGCCGUCAGAUCCAGAGUGCACGCGGCGGUGGCAGCGAACUCCCCAAAAGCCUGAGCAUCAAUGGCACGCUGGCCGCCAACGGUGUGCUCAGCGCCCAGGUGGCCGCGCGCUACCUGGACAGCGUGGAGCCCGUGGAUUAUGAGGAAUUCAUCCGCUUCCACCAGAGCAUCAUCGAUCGCGAUGCCCUGCGGCAUCUCCUGCAGUUUCCCAUUGAUGACAUCGAGGUGAAGAAUCUGCAGAAGAAGACCCGCACCGUUGUGGCCGUAGUGCCGGAGAAUCUGCAGGAAUUGAAUAGUCGCGAGAAGGACUGUCUGAGUCAGUACAAUGCCAAUUACACGCUGGCCGUCCGCCGCUAUCAGCGCUACGGGCCCUGCGAAGUCCUGACGGAUAUGGUGCAGAAGCGGGAUGAACGCAUUGAUCUCAUUCCCCGACAGAUCUACGAAUGCGACCAGACGCAUGCCAAAGAUCGCAGUUCCUAUGUUGGACCAAGCGGCCCGAUCACGGCUGCUUUCGAUGAGGAUCGGACGCGGAAUUCCUGGGCCAGCGGGGUGUUUGAUUUGCGACAGUCGAAUCCAGAUGCCCUCAUUCCGGGUUUAUUGGAUCGACUUCCUGCGGAAGACCGCGAUGCGAUCAACCGGCGUAAGCGACAGGAUAAGCGCCAACCGGCAAUCUUUAGCCUCUAUCCCUCACAGGAUGAGGAGGAGCAGAUCGAGCGGCGCGUAAUCCCCGACAUACCGCGUGAACAGAUUGGCCACAGUAUUUCCGUGCGUGUAUUGCAGCUGAAACUGGAUCUGGACAUUGAGCCGGUGUUCGCCAGUAUUGCCCUGUACGAUAUUAAGGAGCGCAAGCGGGUGUCGGAGAAUUUCUACUUUGACUGCAACUCGGAUGCCGUCAAGAGAAUGAUUGAGAUGCACGUGCCGUGCGAAGACAUGAGCACCAUGUCACGUGCCUGUGUGUUUAAUGUGCUGAACGCAUCAGUGGAUUUGGUGUUGGUGGUGCGGCUAGAGAAAACACUGCAGCAGGGUGACGUUGCAGAAUGUGCUGAAGUUUAUUUGAAAGAAGAGAAAAACAAGGAGAAAGCCCAUAUGAAUGCUCAAUACUUUUGCGAACGUCUCGGCAAGUAUCGGAUGCCGUUUGCCUGGACAGCCAUCUACAUGACAAAUGUCGUGCAGGGGGUACCAACGAAUUCUGUCAACGAAGGAGAUUCAAAUUCGAUGGGGACAACACUGAGUGGUAUGGGGAUUCAGACAAAUAAAAGUGGUAGUCUGGAUCGAUCCUUAAAAGGUUUAGACGUACUAAAACUGGGAAAGCUUCUCGGGUCGACUGGAUCUACUGGGGGAACCAUUGACCCGAUGGGGUCACUACCGCGUAAUGCAACGCGUGCUGGCAGUAUUUAUGGCGAAGAGACCAUCCAGAAUCUCGAUAGUUUUCGAUCUGUGACCGUAUCGCUGCCAACAUUUUUCCGACAUGAAACCGACAAGUUAUCGGAAGAUGAUCUUUUGAAAAUGGUAGCGGAUCUACGUCGGCCGACAUCGUUGACAAAGAAACUAAAGUGUAUCCCGGGUUUGUUAAAACUGGAUAUCUCGCCAUGCACGGAGAACUUGCCCGUCGGUUGUUUGACGCCGGAACUAGUCCCGCUUCGUCCGCUGGGCGAAGAAGGUGCGCGCCCUGUGAAGGAGAUUCUGGAAUUUCCCUCCCAUGAAGUCUACUCGCCUAACUAUGCGUAUCGGAAUUUGUUAUAUGUUUAUCCCAAAUUUGUUAACUUCUCUAGUCGACCGGGUUCCGCACGAAAUAUUGCCAUUAAACUGCAGUUGUUGGGGGCUGAAGAUUGUCCCCUGAAGGUGAUUUAUGGUCGCUCAAGCUGUCCCGAGUUCUUGUCGGAAGUGUACUCGUCUGUGAUAUACCAUAACAAAACCCCUGUGUUCUCUGAUGAGAUUAAGAUUAAGCUUCCAGUUAAUCUGGAUGAUCGCGAGCAUGGUUAUCAUUUAUUCUUUACGUUUUAUCAUAUCAGUUGCCAGAAGAAGGGAGAUGCCAGUGAACAAGUGGAAACACCGAUCGGUUAUACUUGGUUACCACUGAUAAAUGUGUGUGGUGCUGAUUCGAUGUUGAUUAGUGGCGAUUAUAAUUUACCUAUCAUGUUGGAAAAACCAUCGGCCAGUUAUUCAAGGAUCAAUCCAGACGUUCAACUGCCUAAUACCAAAUGGCUGGAUAAUCACAAAGGUCUGUUUAAUGUGACGAUACGCCCAGUAUCCACAAUUCAUACCGGGGAUGUGCGUUUGGAAAGAUUUCUCAAUUUAUGCUCCUUCAUCGAUAGCGCUAGGAUUCCGAAUUACAUUGGCGAAUCCAAUAUCGAGAACAAUUUACGCGAUGCUAUCCAAGAUCUGGAAAUGGCUACCCGAGAGCCUCUAAUCCGCUUCCUUAACGUUAUUAUCGAAAAACUGCUGACUUUGAUAGUAAAGCCUCCUCUGGUACACGGCCAGAUUAUUAAUGUGGCAUCGGCUGCUUUCGAUGGGUUGGUGGGGAUUGUGCACAUCGUGUCGAUAUUUUUGGAAAACCAAUGUGAUCAGAACGGCCGCAACACUGUGCUUUUAAGCUAUAUUUAUUAUCAUUGCGGGAUUAAAAAGUUUUCGUUUACUGAACAAGAAAUUGCCAAAGAUAUGUAUUUGCAUAGCCGGAGUGCCAGUGAAAUUAUGGCUAUCAACCAUGCCGUAUCCAGUUUCGAGCGCACUGGAAGUGUUCGUGGGACGUCUGAUACUAGUUCCCUAAUGGGACCGCAUGGACGCCGGCUGCCCCAUGAAGAGAUCGCCUACCAGUGGGCAGUAUGCGCCAAUCCUCAACGGGAUUUCAGUUUGCGACAUGCAUGGUUUUUCUUUGAGCUGAUUGUCCAGUGCAUGACCCAGUAUCUGACAGCAGCCCAGCGUUUGCACUAUCCUCGCAAUGCCCGUUUCAGUGAGCGCUUCAUCGACAACAUCUCCACCCUGAUACGCUCCUUCACGGACGACAUCGUUUCGUCAUCCGCGCAUGAAAUGGGCCGAUUGAAUACCAGUCUGUCUUUCUUCUUCUAUGAUUGCCUGUCACUGUUGGAUCGUGGAUUAGUGUUCCAGUGGGUGCAUGCCUAUUGCAAAAAGAUCAACGCCAAGGUGGUGGCGCUCAUGGAACCAACUCAUAUCCUGAGCCUCAAGAUUGACUGUUUACGAAUCCUGUCUUCGCACGAACAUUUUUUCCCACUAAAUCUGCCGUUCGCCCAGUCGACCACGUGGAUUCGCUCGCAACCGGCGUCUCCGUGUCCCAGUAUAUCCAGCUCGACAUCACAGAAUUCCGUAAAUUCUUCGAGCAGUAUGAACAGCUCCGUCGAAUUGUCGAAUAACUUCCGGCAGCAGCAUUAUUUGGUCGGCUUGGUGCUGUUUGAAUUGAUGGCCAUCUUCGAGGUGCCUAAUCCCGCUUUGCACGUGAAGGCGGUUAAUGUUAUUCGGAAUUUGCUAAGCUGGCAUGAUGCGGAUCCGCGGUAUGCGACGAAAGAUCUGCGUCACCGGUUGUCCUACUUGUAUCUGCCGCUGAUUGGCAUUAUUAUGGACACCUUACCACAGCUGUAUGAUUUUGUGGUGGAUCACCGUCAUCGCACAGCAGCCGGAAAUCUUCCAGGCAUUCAGCAUUCCGUGGCAAUGGCUAUUGCGGGAACUGCGGGUACUAUGGUCAAACGCGAUUCCAGUGAGGUUUACGAUGCUGGUCAGACCCGGCGACCGCAGUUGAACGCCGAGGCCACACGGCACCUGCUAGCCGGUUUCAUGUGGAUCUUAAAAUCGGCUGACGAGCAGACGUUGCGGGGUUGGUGGGAGGCGUUGCCGCCGCACCGGCUGGCACAGCUCUUGGAGAUUUUCCAGAUUACCAUUCACUGCUUUGAAUACACCGGCCCGAGGAGUGUCCACAGCCGGGGGCAUGUUGGUGUUCAAAGGGAAGAGCUGAAAUCGAUGCUCGGGGACGCUAUUUUAGGGUCCAUUCAUUCCAAGACCAGAGGGACAACGAUAGGCAGUCAGCAGAGUUUGACAUCCGCUGGCGAUGGACUGCGGUAUCGUAAAGAUCAGCUGUGGCGGCAGUUUCCCAUUACUGACUCCAAUGGAUUGGUGGAACAGGAGGCCAUUUUGGAAAGUGUACUCUGCGCGGAGAUUAAUUUGACGAUUUUGGACAGUCUUGAGCUAGUCUUCCAGGUCAUAUCUAGUCACGGGGUUUUACAGGACCAAUUAGCGGCGGCUUUCCGGGUUCUGUUACAUGCGCUGGGAUGUAGUCAGAGUGUAUAUGUCUACGAGAAUUUAUUUGCCUGUCAGCGGUCUAUUGUUGCAAAAUUUCCUGAACUCGUAUUUGAAGCGGAAACGGAGUAUUGCGCUGAUCUCUGCUUGCGUUUACUCAGUCACUGUAGUUCCAGUAUUGCGGUGGUGCGAUCCCAGGCGUCGGCCUCAUUGUACUUGCUCAUGCGUCAGAAUUUCGAAAUCGGCAACAGUUUCUCUCGAGUGAAAAUGCAGGUGACCAUUUCCCUCAGCUCUCUUGUUGGGACCAUAACUGAUCUGAACGAAGACUAUUUACGACGAUCUCUGAAAACCAUCUUGACAUACGCCGAACAAGAUGCGGAACUGAAAACUACGACGUUUCCAGAACAGGUGCGAGAUUUGGUGUUUAACUUGCACAUGAUUUUGUCGGACACUGUCAAAAUGAAAGCGUAUCAGGAAGAUCCGGAAAUGCUAAUGGAUUUGAUGUACCGCAUUGCCAAAGGCUAUAAAAAUUCGCCGGAUUUGCGAUUAACCUGGUUGGCUAAUAUGGCACAGAAGCAUUCCGAGCGCGGGCUGUAUGCAGAAACUGCACAUUGUUUGAUCCAUUCCGCGGCACUUGUAUCUGAAUAUCUGCAUUUGUUGGAAGAUAAGAAAUAUCUGCCUUUGGGUUGCGCGGCUUUUGAAAAAAUUUCCAGUAAUAUUCUCGAAGAGAGUGCCGUGUCCGACGAUAUUGUAUCACCUAAUGAAGAGGGCAUUUGCACCGGCAAGUCUUUCACCGAGGCGGGAUUGUUGUCGUUGUUGGAACAGUCCGCAAGUGCCUUUUCCUUAGCCGGAAUGUUUGAGGCUGUGAAUGAAGUUCAUAAGAUUGUGAUACCAAUUGCGGAAACUCAUCAUGAUUAUGCUCAACUCGCGUCGAUUCAUAAGACCCUUCAUGAAGCAUUCGUGAAGAUAGAACGGAUGGCUGGAAAGCGAAUGUUCGGGACGUACUUCCGUGUAGGCUUUUAUGGACCGAAAUUUGGUGAUUUGGACGGUGAAGAAUUUAUCUAUAAAGAACCGGUCAUCACAAAGCUACCGGAAGUCUCCAGUCGCCUGGAAUCCUUUUAUUCGGAAAAGUACGGCGCUGAAUAUGUCGACAUCAUUAAAGAUUCCAAUGCCGUCAAACGGGAACUAUUGGAUCCGGAGAAGGUGUAUAUACAGAUUACCUAUGUGGAGCCGCAUUUCGAUAAAUGGGAACUGCGCAAUCGCGAAACUUUCUUCCAAAAGAACUACAAUCUCCGUCGAUUCGUGUACUCUACACCGUUUACCAUGGAUGGCCGGGCUCAUGGCGAUUUACAUGAACAGUAUAAGCGGAAAACGAUUGUUACGACCGCCAAUGCUUUUCCGUACGUGAAAACGCGAAUUCAAGUUAUCGCAAGGGAGCAGUCGGUUCUGACGCCGAUCGAGUUAGCGAUCGAAGAUAUUCAGAAGAAAACGGAAGAACUACAUGCGGCCAUUAAGCAGGAACCUUCGGAUGCCAAAAUGUUGCAAAUGGUUCUGCAGGGCUGCAUUGGAACAACGGUUAAUCAAGGUCCUUUGGAAGUAGCCGCAGUUUUCCUGUCGCAUCCACACGAUCAACCAAUGACGGCGCUGCAGCAUAAAUUGCGAUUGUGCUUCAAAGAUUUUUCGAGACGGUGUGCGGAAGCUCUGAAAUUAAACAAAACCCUUAUCGCGGCUGAUCAGAAAGAAUAUCAACGGGAACUAGAAAAGAAUUAUCAGCGCUUCCAUGAUUCCAUCAAACCAAUGUUGCAGUACAAUGCCGAAAUGCUGGCUGCCGAUGAACUUGAAAAUUCCAACUUGAAUUCGACUUGUUAAUCUCUUUUGUUUUUUCUUUUGUUUAUAGAUGUUCUCUACGUAAGAAUCUGAUUGCACUUGUUACUUAUGCACAACGGGAAUGUUUGAACUAUUGUCGGGAAUCUCGAUUUGACAUCUUGCAGUCUCCAAAUUGUUGAUAAUGUGGGUCAGUUUAUUUUGGUUUGUUAUCAGUCUUGUGAUUCGGUUCCAGUUUAAAUUUUUUUGUGGGUGUUUAAACUCACUACAACGGGAAUAAGUAAAUUUGAAGGAGGUAUUCAGAAAAAUUGUUUUAUGGC
This is a messenger RNA of Paramacrobiotus metropolitanus, 8880 nucleotides long. RefSeq names its product dedicator of cytokinesis protein 7-like. Bases 584 to 8605 code for a protein of 2673 amino acids. NCBI's taxonomy places the organism in Eukaryota, Metazoa, Tardigrada, Eutardigrada, Parachela, Macrobiotidae. Gene Ontology annotation, molecular function: protein binding; guanyl-nucleotide exchange factor activity. Gene Ontology annotation, biological process: small GTPase-mediated signal transduction; positive regulation of GTPase activity. The transcript is spliced from 31 exons. The record is from RefSeq and is a predicted model, not a curated record.